CGCCUCAGCCUAUUGAAAGCGCGGCGCGGCGGAGGUGAGGGGUCGGAGGUGAGGGCGGCGCCCCCGGAAGUGGAAGCCGGAGCGGCGGUGCCUCCCAUUCUUUCGCAGCCGGCGGCGUGCACGAGUGUUUUGUUCCCGCGUGGGCCUGUGUUCCUCGGGCCGCCGCGCGCCGUGUUGCCAUGAGCCUGCCCCUCAACCCCAAGCCCUUCCUGAACGGGCUGACGGGGAAGCCGGUGAUGGUGAAGCUGAAGUGGGGGAUGGAGUACAAGGGCUACCUCGUCUCCGUUGAUGGCUACAUGAACAUGCAGCUUGCAAACACAGAGGAAUAUAUAGACGGUGCAUUGUCUGGACACCUGGGUGAAGUUUUGAUAAGGUGCAAUAAUGUUUUGUACAUCAGAGGUGUGGAAGAAGAGGAAGAAGAUGGAGAAAUGAGAGAAUAGGUGUUUUGUAUAUCUGGAAAUAAACUUUUUUUUUUCUUUUUUGUUUUCCAUAA
This is a messenger RNA of Columba livia (rock pigeon), 493 nucleotides long. RefSeq names its product small nuclear ribonucleoprotein polypeptide F (gene SNRPF). Gene Ontology annotation, cellular component: U1 snRNP; catalytic step 2 spliceosome; pICln-Sm protein complex. The transcript has 4 exons. Gene Ontology annotation, biological process: spliceosomal snRNP assembly; mRNA splicing, via spliceosome. The record is from RefSeq and is a predicted model, not a curated record. Gene Ontology annotation, molecular function: RNA binding. Lineage: Eukaryota; Metazoa; Chordata; Aves; Columbiformes; Columbidae. The coding region runs from base 180 to 440 and encodes 86 amino acids.